AUGUCUUCCGCAACUACUGUCACCAAAACCAACAUUGGUGUGUACACUAACCCCAAGCACGACCUGUGGAUCGCGGAGACCACUCCAACAGUAGAGGAUGUUCAGUCAGGCAAGGGCCUGAAGCCUGGUGAGGUGGUCAUUGAGGUGCGCAGUACCGGUAUUUGCGGAUCCGAUGUCCACUUCUGGCACGCAGGCUGCAUUGGCCCCAUGAUUGUCACAGGUGAUCACGUCCUUGGUCACGAAUCCGCCGGCCAGAUCGUCUCCGUCGCACCCGACGUUACCUCACUGAAGGUCGGCGACCGCGUCGCUAUCGAGCCGAACAUUAUCUGUAACGCCUGUGAGCCCUGUUUGACCGGCCGCUACAAUGGAUGUGAGAAGGUCGACUUCCUUUCCACCCCUCCCGUCGAUGGUCUUCUCCGUCGGUACGUGAACCACCCCGCCAUCUGGUGUCACAAGAUCGGCGAUAUGACCUAUGAAGAUGGUGCCCUCCUGGAGCCAUUGAGUGUUACUCUUGCAGCAGUUGAGCGCAGCGGACUGCGUCUCGGCGACGCAUUGCUUAUCACCGGCGCCGGUCCGAUCGGUCUGAUUAGCUUGCUCAGUGCCAAGGCGGCUGGUGCCUGUCCCAUUGUUAUCACUGAUAUCGAUGAGGGUCGCCUGGCCUUCGCUAAGAGCUUGGUCCCGGAGGUGCGCACUUACAAGGUGGAGAUUGGAAAGUCAGCCGAGGAGUGUGCCGAUGGCAUCAUCAAUGCCAUGAACGAUGGCAAGGGCUCUGGUCCCGACGCCCUGCGCCCCAAGCUGGCUUUGGAGUGCACAGGUGUCGAGAGCAGUGUCAACUCGGCCAUCUGGAGUAUGAAGUUUGGUGGCAAGGUGUUUAUCAUUGGUGUUGGCAAGAACGAGAUGACUAUCCCCUUCAUGCGUCUCAGCACUCAGGAGAUCGACCUUCAGUACCAGUACCGUUACUGCAACACCUGGCCCCGUGCUAUCCGCCUGGUGCAAAAUGGUGUCAUUGACCUGCGCAAGCUGGUGACCCACCGCUUCCCUAUUGAGGAUGCUCUCAAGGCGUUCGAGACUGCCGCCAACCCAAAGACUGGUGCUAUUAAAGUGCAGAUUAUGAGCUCCGAGGAGGACGUGAAGGCGGCCGAGGCUGGCAAGGCCUUUUAA
Molecule: messenger RNA, 1161 nt
Organism: Penicillium pulvis
Lineage: Eukaryota; Fungi; Ascomycota; Eurotiomycetes; Eurotiales; Aspergillaceae
Product: NAD(P)-dependent alcohol dehydrogenase
Exons: 2
Coding region: 1-1161 (386 amino acids)
Biological process (GO): D-sorbitol catabolic process
Molecular function (GO): zinc ion binding; L-iditol 2-dehydrogenase (NAD+) activity
Source: RefSeq, a predicted model, not a curated record